This is a messenger RNA of Chironomus riparius, 958 nucleotides long. The record is from the annotation of a GenBank genome assembly. NCBI's taxonomy places the organism in Eukaryota, Metazoa, Arthropoda, Insecta, Diptera, Chironomidae.
GGCAAACAAUUUUCAGACAGUAAAUAAUCAAGAAAUCAUGUUGCUGCCAAAAGUUAUAAAUUUGAUUUGCGUUAAAAAUGUAGCACGACGACUUCUAAUUUCAACUAGAAAUUAUCCAGGCAUGAAACAUGAAGUAUAUGAUUAUAUUCAAUGGGUAAGACCUGCAAAAAUUCCGGCUACAGAUCCUUUAAAGAGUGGAGACCUGGAAAAGAUGAAGAAAAUUGACGGAAAAACACUGCUGCUUAAUUUUGAAAGAUCUAAAUUGCUUGAAAAUGCUAAUGAAUUAGUAAAAAGAAAGUUCAGUGUAGAGUUGAAUCCACGAAAAGAAGCUGUUCGAUUGUAUGUUGAUGAGAUGAUUAAGAAAGUCCAGAGACAUGAUUCCGAUUAUGGAUCUAUGGAAGCUAAAUUGGCAAAAAUGACAGCAGUUAUCAGAGCAGGUCAAGUUGCAUUAGAAGAGAAUCCGAAAAAUAAGAAGAUGAAACAACAAAUAAAAGAGUUGAUUGAAAAAAGAAAGAAGUUUUUGAAAUUUCUUCGACGAUAUGACUACAAGCGAUUUGAGUAUAUGCUUGAGCAGUUAGAUAUUAAAUACAUGCCUGCACCUGAUCAUUUUCAUUGGAUUGCCCGAAAGGAAGCAAUGAGAUCACUCACAAAAAGAUUCUGUAGAAAUAUCAAAGAAAAUCGACUUGACACAUACAAGCACAUUCUUCAGGCACAACAAUUAGAGUUUCUUGAAAAUAAAAUCAAAAAUCUUGAGUUCAUCAGAAAUGAACAGGUCGAAUGUAAAGUUCCAGUGACUAUUACAAAUGAGCAAAUUAAUAAAGUAAAGAAGCAAUAUGAAGAACUUAAGCAUCAGCGAGAAGAAGAGGACGAAGUACGCAGAAAGAAUGAAGUCAGAGAUGAUUAUGAAAUCAAAUUGUAAAGGAACUAAUCAUAGAAAUAAACUUAAUAGCACUUUGUU